AACUGAACAGCGCACAGACCACGUCAGUUCGGGAAGGAAAUCCAUCCGAAAAUCGAGCGAUUGACUAAUAGCUGACUCCCGGAGCAAUUCGAUCGGCCAUGGCGACUUCCGACGCCGACAAAUUGGUUGCCAAAGCGGAUAAAUUGAAUUGUUGAUUCCGCAGGACUAAAUUGAGUAUGACAAGAUGGAAGGCUGAUUGGAAGAAUGCUACAGCUCUGUACGAGCAAGCGGCAAUUUCUUAUCGGCUUGCUAAAAAAUACGAGAAAGCAAAAGAUGCUUUCGAGAAGGCUUCCAAGGGGCAAGAGAUGCUCUCCUCGCCGUGGGAUGCUGCCAAACAUAUGGAAUCUGCAGGAGCUCUGGCAAAGGAAGUAAGCAACUGGAACCAGGUUUCUGACUUCUACAGACAUGCAUCUGAGUUAUACAUUGAAUGCGGGAGGUCACAGCCUGCAUCAGAUGCACUUGCAAAGGGUGCUCGUGCUCUAGAGGAUACAUCUCCCGAGGAAGCUAUUCGACUCUACACUGAUGCGUGUACUGUUCUUGAAGAAGAUGGCAAGGAACAAAUGGCCUUUGACCUGUAUCGUGCUGCUGCAAGUAUUUAUGUAAAGCUUGAGAAGUAUGCAGAUGCUGCAACAUCUUUAUUAAGAUUGGCCUUAGCAGCUGACAAGUGCAAUGCUACCCAUAGCCAAUGCAAGGCUUAUCUCAGUGCAAUUAUUGUGUAUCUUUAUGCACAUGACUUCCAGCAAGCAGAGAAAUGUUACAACGAUUGUACCCAGGUGGAAGCUUUCUUGAACAGUGAUCAGAAUCGUGCUGCGACAAGACUUCUCUCUUCUUACACAGAUGGUGAUGUUGAGGAAAUUAAGCGUGCAGCUCAGUCAGGCAUAAUUUCCAAUCUAGAUCAUACGAUUAUCAAGCUAGCAAGGAAAUUGCCUACAGGGGAUGUCACUGCAUUUAAGAGGGGUGCAAUGGAAGAACAAGGAGAGCAAUUCGACGAAGAUGAUCUUACCUAAGUUCCUACUUCAAUGCCAAUAAACAAAUUCUCUUUUAUAGAUUAUGUUCUAUACAUGAAAAUCCUUCUUACUUUAUUUUCGAUUUCUUUUCAUCGACUCUUCAAAGAGCACAAUUAUAUUGCUCUCUGUAGAUUCUGGACUACAUUGUUUUCCCUUUGGUGAAUGUUUGCAGAGUUUCUUUAGCACA
Andrographis paniculata is the source of this 1194-nucleotide messenger RNA. Its product is annotated as gamma-soluble NSF attachment protein. Gene Ontology annotation, cellular component: vacuolar membrane; SNARE complex. NCBI's taxonomy places the organism in Eukaryota, Viridiplantae, Streptophyta, Magnoliopsida, Lamiales, Acanthaceae. Bases 177 to 1007 code for a protein of 276 amino acids. Gene Ontology annotation, biological process: intracellular protein transport. The transcript is spliced from 9 exons. Gene Ontology annotation, molecular function: soluble NSF attachment protein activity; syntaxin binding. The record is from RefSeq and is a predicted model, not a curated record.